This is a messenger RNA of Sphaeroforma arctica JP610, 546 nucleotides long. RefSeq lists its product as hypothetical. The record is from RefSeq and is a predicted model, not a curated record. The annotation marks the transcript as partial. Lineage: Eukaryota; Ichthyosporea; Ichthyophonida. The transcript is spliced from 5 exons. Gene Ontology annotation, molecular function: protein binding.
AUGUCUAUACGUGCUGACGACCCGACACUGAUCCGAUGGGCAAACCACUUUCUCAGCCACGGGGACGACCCCACGCCUCGGCAGAUUACCAACGUCACUACUGACCUCAGCGACGGCGCAGUGUUCUGUCUACUACUGACCACACUGGGCGAUAUGCCGAUCAAGUUUAACCAGAGACCGAAGAACCAGUUCCAGAUGGUCGAUAAUGUCAAGAUUGCUUUGGCGGCUAUGAAUGACAUAUUUGGCAAUGCGUACUGGGAGGUCAACGAUGUUCGCAACGGAGAUCGGACCACAAACGUUGAGAUUCUGAUGACUGUGGUCAAAAAGACGCAAGUGCUGGCGACAGUCAAGAACCCAAUGGUACGACGCGGUAAUAUCAGCGAUGCCAAGGCGGCGGAGCUACUCACCACAUGGGUCAAUAAGCAGACACAGGAACACGAUCAGGCACUGGAAUCAAUGGAGUUCAGUUUCCGCGACGGUCGCCUGCUGGCCGCAUUGGUGCACCACUUCCAUCCGCAUCUGAUUGACUACACCAGUAUGAAGAAG